This is a messenger RNA of Benincasa hispida (wax gourd), 2493 nucleotides long. RefSeq names its product Tetratricopeptide repeat (TPR)-like superfamily protein. Gene Ontology annotation, cellular component: chloroplast. Gene Ontology annotation, molecular function: protein binding. Lineage: Eukaryota; Viridiplantae; Streptophyta; Magnoliopsida; Cucurbitales; Cucurbitaceae. The record is from RefSeq and is a predicted model, not a curated record. Gene Ontology annotation, biological process: chloroplast organization.
AGACCACUUCGUCCUCGUCCUUUAUCGAGCUAUUGUUCACCACGAGCUGAGCUCAACUCUCUUCAAUGGCGACUUUCCUUCUUCUCUCUCCUCCAUCUUUCACCUGUAACAGGAUGAGCGAAAUCUGUCUUUCCGUGCAGUCAUUGCAGCUGCAAAAGGGCAUCACAUGCUCUUCAGUUUGCCUCCAGAAACAGAAAUGUGAUAUUAAGCUUUAUGCUGUACCUGUUAGAGCCUUUUCUUGUUGCUUUGCAUCAACACCUUCUGCCUCUAGUAGAGCUGAUUCAGGGCGUCAGAGGAAACAUAUUCCUUCUGCCUUCACUGCUCCAAAUGGAUAUCAAAGGAACAGAAUGACUGAAUUUGAAGUUCAGUUGGAAGAAUUAUUCAAUGAAGUCAGAAUGAUGACAAUGAGCGGGAGGAAGAAUGAUGCUGUAGAGCUACUUCAAGCUAAUUAUGAAGCUGUAAAAGAACAGAUGGAAUCAGGUGCUAUUGGCAUUGAACAAGCUGCUGUUCUUGACAUCGUGGCUUUGGGGUAUAUAACUGUUGGAGACUUGAAGUUUGUUGCUUCUGUAUUGGAUAUAUUGAACAAGGUUGUUGACAGUCUGAAGGACAGUGAACCCUUUCUGGAUUCAGUGCUUCUGCAUAUGGGGAGCAUGUACUCAACUUUAAAGAAGUUUGAGAAAUCAAUAUCUGCGUACAAGAGGUCUAUUGAUAUCAUAGAGAAGAAAAAUGGAGAAGACAGUAGCUUUCUUAUCACUCCAAUUUUAGGGAUGGCUAAAGUUUUUGGUACCAUUGGAAGAACUGGAAAGGCAGUAGAGUUUUACCAUCGUGCAAUUUCACUUCUGGAAUCAAGCAGAGGUUUUGAGAACGAGGAUUUGGUUAUACCUUUGUCUGGUCUGGGCAAUCUUAUGCUCAAAGAAGGAAAAGGCAAGGAUGCAGAAACUUGUUUUGCUAGGAUUGUGAAUAUAUAUAAAAAGUUAUAUGGUGAGAAAGAUGGAAAAGUCGGAAUGGCUAUGUAUUCUCUGGCUAAUGCAAAAUGUGCAAGAGGGGAAGCAGAUGAAGCUGUUACCUUAUAUAGAAGAGCUUUGCAGAUUAUCAAGGAUUCAAAUGAUAUGGCUUUAGAUGCCAGUGUAAUGGAGAAGAUGAGGAUUGAUUUGGCAGAACUAUUGCAUGUUGUAGGAAGAGGGAAUGAAGGCAGAGAACUUCUAGAAGAAUGUUUAUUGAUCAAUGAAAGGUUGAAAGGAAAAGAGCAUCCCAGCUCAGUGAAGCACCUUGUAAACCUUGCAGCUUCUUAUUCACGGUCAAAGAAUUAUGCAGAGGCUGAGCGUUUGUUGCGAAUUGGAUUGGACAUUAUGAUAAAGGCAGUGGGACCUGAUGAUCAAUCAAUUACAGUCCCAAUGUUGAAUCUUGCCGUCACUCUCUACAAUCUAAAACGAGACGAUGAUGCCGAGCAACUUGCGCUGGAAGUCUUGCGAAUACGGGAAAAUGCUUUUGGAAAAGAUUCUCUUCCGGUUGGUGAGGCUCUAGACUGUUUGGUUUCCAUUCAGAGCAGGCUAGGGAAGGAUGAAAAUGAGCUACUGAAGUUGCUGGAGAGAAUUCUAAUAAUUCAGGAGAGAGAGUUCGGGCAUGAUGGUAAAGAGGUCAUUGACACCCUCAAGAAAAUAGUGUUCUACAUGGAAAAACUAGGAAUGAAAGAUGAGAAAUUUCUACUUCAAAAACGACUGUCCAUGCUGCGGAUGAAAUUCAAGAACCAGAUGCAAUACUAAAGGCUAUGACCACGCAAAAUAAGUUUAACUAGAAGAGGUAGGCCUGCUAGAGGCUAGCCAGCGCUAGGGUCACUGGAACAACCAGUCUAGAGCCAAGCAGGUGGCCGGGCUAGGGACCCACCAGUGGUCCAACCAACAUUGACUCAUUGCAGUAUCCAGACUAAAUUUGCCUCUUUGACACAGCAGGCAAGGGCAACAUUCACUGCCGUCCUGAUGGAGAGAUGCAAACGUUGUUCCAGGCAAGGGCAAUCACCAACCGAAAAUGGCCUAUUUGAACCAAAGUCAACAAAACAUGUGAGAGUAAAGUGAAACACUUACGAGAUUUCAAUUACAACCCAAACUUUUGAUGGGUCAUUAGCAGAUCUCAUAAAGGCAGAGACUUGGCUGUUGUUCAUAGACAGAAACAAUUUUUGGUCAUAUGAAAUGUCUCGAGCGUCAGAAACUGCAAGUGUGUUGUUAUUGUGUGAUGGAUGAUGCCAAGAUAUGGUGGGAAUCCGUCGAGAGGUCGAUCGAACCGAACGUCGGGUGACUCGGUCACAGUUUAAGGAAGCCUUCUAUUAGCAGCGGUAGUAACAUGUAACAAUUGCAAAAAAAGAAAUAAAUCAAUUAUACUUGGAGCCUGGAAUAUUAUCGGUUGAUUGGUCGUUAGUCAACUAUUAGUCUAAGGACCUUUUAGGACUAUUUCAAAAGUUACUGAUCAAAUUUUAUAAUUUUUUAAAUUUAGAGACUA